Messenger RNA from Coffea arabica (coffee), 1313 nucleotides. RefSeq lists its product as uncharacterized. The record is from RefSeq and is a predicted model, not a curated record. Lineage: Eukaryota; Viridiplantae; Streptophyta; Magnoliopsida; Gentianales; Rubiaceae.
AAAUUCAGCCUAAACUUGAGCUAUCGACCCAAUUAUACAUGAUUGAGAAAUUCGUAAUAGUACGGUAGAUGUAUUGAUUCAAAAAGGUAAUGUGAGAAAGAGACUUUUUGAGGUGGUUUAUUAGAAUUAGCCCUUUAAUCUUAUACGGGGACCAACCGUCUUAAACCGGGCUCUCUAAAUUGUUCCCACAUCCACCCAAUGUAAGGAAGGAAAGAAAACCGUCUUCUGGUCCACGUGGCAACCUCACUUCUCGUAUGGGAUGUGGCGUCAAAUUCCCCACCUUUCCCAUUCUUCAUCCGUCUCCCUCUCUUUCUUCCCCCUCCAGACAAGAAAUUCCCAGUUUUUCUGUAUCUCUCAAUUCCCGACGGGAGAAUCCUUCCCUCAGAUUCCUCUUCCUUUCCCUCUCUCGGUUUUUUGUUAGUGUGCAGAAUGCCCGGCGAGACAUCAGUCAUCUACUUUUCCACGCUUUCCUCAAUUUGUCUCCCCAAAGAUACAACUAUUCUUGCCUCCUCCUCUUCACUCUCCGCUCUUUCUAAAUUCCCAUCUUUUAGUAGUAAACAAUUACCUCUUCGGUCGUUCCGCUUCGUCCCAAAAGCCUCAGGUUCGGGCCACUUUCUAGGCGAUGACGCCUUUGGACACUAUCCCUGGGAAUCCUCCUCUGAUUCUGGCGACUCAUCCAUUCAAUGGGUUCCCGAAGAGAGAGUCACAUUAUUCACUGCUGAUGGGCUUAUUCAAAUAGGAGGAAAUCUGGUGCCACGGCGAAUUACUUCCGGUGACAAGAAGUAUGAAAAGAUUAAAACAUUACAAAGAAUCCAACGGUUUCAAGAAAGUGAUUAUAUGGAUCCUAGUCAAGGCUUGUGCUUGGGUGCUCUCUUUGAUAUUGCAGCAACAAAUGGACUUGACACGGGUAGAAGGCUUUGUAUUUUUGGCUUCUGUCGUUCCGUUGAGAUGCUCAGUGAUGUCGUUGAAGACACUGUGUUGGAGCAUGGUGGAGAGGUUGUUGCCGCAGAAAAAGCAAGCAAAGGCGGUCUGCAUGAAAAGCUAACCAUGACUGUUGCUGUACCCCUACUUUGGGGUGUUCCCCCAGCCUCAGAAACACUCCACCUUGCAGUUCGGAGUGGUGGAGGGAUUGUGGAGAAGGUAUAUUGGCAGUGGGACUUUGUGUAGAUGAAUUACUGGCUCCUCUGACCAUUGUUUGUAGUUGUACAUAAUAUCAUCUGCUUCUAUGUAUAGGACAAUUCAAGAUGUACAUUUGAUGUCAAUAUGAUUCCCCUCAUUGUUUGCAGUGAUAUUUUUAUGUUUGUCAGCGCUUC